This is a messenger RNA of Solanum verrucosum, 1398 nucleotides long. Its product is annotated as nuclear envelope-associated protein 2-like. The transcript has 6 exons. NCBI's taxonomy places the organism in Eukaryota, Viridiplantae, Streptophyta, Magnoliopsida, Solanales, Solanaceae. The record is from RefSeq and is a predicted model, not a curated record. The coding region runs from base 189 to 1202 and encodes 337 amino acids.
UCCCUUAUUCACUGCUCUAUUAAAUUCUCCCACCCACCCACCCCCCAAAAUCACUUCACUCAUCCUCUCAUUUCUUCCUCCGCCGUCCGAUCCUUCAACUCAGAUCAAUCGUCGCCGGUGAAUCAUCGGAUAUAGUAGCAGAAACAACAGUUCAUCCUGGAUUUGUAGUUGUCUGGAGUUUUACGGUGAUGUCGGUGGAAGAACGGCCGUCGACUUUAGUGGUGGAUCCGUUGUUGAAGGAUCUGAGUGAGAAGAAGCAGAAUUUCCGGCGAAACGUGGUGUCGCUUGCGGCGGAGCUCAAGGAGGUUCGCAGCCGUCUUGCUUAUCAAGAACAGUCGUUUGUUCGUGAAACCCUAACCAGACAGGAAGCAGAGAGUAAAGCUAAGAAAAUGGAAGAAGAGAUAAACAAAUUGCAGAAGAAUUUGGAGGAAAAGAAUGGAGAGCUUCAAUUUUCAGCUUUAAACACUGAGAAGUAUGUCAAGCAGUUGGAUGACCUCAAAUCACAACUUUCUGCUACUCAAGCAACUGCAGAUGCAAGUGCUGCAUCAGCUGAAUCUGCACAGCUUCAGUGUUUGGUGCUUUUGAAAGAGUUGGAUGAGAAAAACAGCUCACUGAAGGAACAUGAAGUUCGUGUAAAUAAACUUGGUGAGCAAUUAGAUCUUUUGCAGAAGGAUCUUCAAGCAAGAGAAUCAUCCCAAAGGCAAUUGAAAGAUGAAGUAGUGAGAAUCGAGCAUGAUAUCAUGCAAGCAUUAGCAAAAUCUGGAGCAAACACAGAUUGUGAACUGAGGAAGGUCUUAGAUGAGGUCUCUCCAAAGAACAUUGAGAAGAUGAACAAGCUGUUGACUAACAAAGAUGAAGAACUUGCCAAACUCAGGGACGAAAUCAGGAUCAUGUCUGCCCACUGGAAGCUAAAAACCAAGGAGUUGGAAUCUCAGUUGGAAAAGCAUCGUAGGGCUGAUCAAGAGUUGAAAAAGAGGAUUAUGAAGUUGGAAUUCUGUCUCCAAGAGACUCGAACGCAAACUCGCAAGCUUCAAAGGAUGGGGGAACGACGUGACAAAGCUAUUAAGGAACUGAGAGACCAAUUAUCAACUAAGCAAGUCGGAACUUCAAGCAACAAUAAUCAGAACUUCUGGGAUACCUCAGGAUUCAAGGUUGUCGUUUCAAUGUCGAUGUUGAUGUUAGUCCUCUUUUCUAAGCGGUAAUACUUACCAUUAGUAUAGUUGACAAUGUAAAAAGGAGAAGUGUAGCUAGUUACAACUUAGAAGAGAGAUUAGGAAAAGCUGUAGAGCUACUGUUUCAUACAUUAGAAUGUUAAUCAUACUAUAUGGGGGCCUAUCUUUUUGUACCUUAAGGGCAUCACAACUGAAUCCAACAUCUCGAUGUUCAAUUAUUAGAUAU